CGGGGAAGGAGGAGGAGCGAGUCGGGCUCAGGGGGCGGCUGCACAGUCUCUGGGAUCCCCAGGCCUGGAGGGGGGUCUGCGCGCGGCCGGCUGGCUCUGCCCCCCGUCCGGUCCCGAGCGGGCCUCCCUCGGGCCAGCCCGAUGUGACCGGGCCCAGUGGAGCCUAAGGAAGGAGCGGGUCCGUCGCGGAGCCGGAGAGCGGGAGGAACAUGACAUCGCGGAGAUGGUUUCACCCAAACAUCACCGGCGUGGAGGCAGAAAAUCUACUGUUGACCAGAGGAGUCGAUGGCAGUUUUUUGGCGAGGCCCAGUAAAAGUAACCCUGGAGACUUCACCCUUUCAGUUAGGAGAAAUGGAGCUGUCACCCACAUCAAGAUUCAGAACACAGGUGACUACUAUGACCUGUAUGGAGGAGAGAAGUUUGCCACUUUGGCUGAGCUGGUCCAGUAUUACAUGGAACAUCAUGGGCAGCUGAAAGAGAAGAAUGGAGACGUUAUCGAGCUCAAAUAUCCACUGAACUGUGCAGAUCCUACCUCUGAAAGGUGGUUUCAUGGUCAUCUUUCUGGGAAAGAAGCAGAGAAAUUACUAACUGAGAAGGGAAAACAUGGUAGCUUUCUUGUCCGAGAGAGCCAGAGCCACCCUGGAGAUUUUGUUCUCUCUGUCCGCACUGGUGAUGACAAAGGGGAGAGCAAUGACGGCAAAUCGAAGGUGACACACGUCAUGAUCCGCUGCCAGGAACUGAAGUAUGAUGUUGGUGGAGGAGAACGGUUUGAUUCCUUGACAGAUCUGGUGGAGCAUUACAAGAAGAAUCCCAUGGUAGAGACAUUGGGCACAGUGCUCCAACUGAAGCAGCCCCUCAACACCACCCGUAUCAACGCGGCCGAGAUUGAAAGCCGGGUUCGAGAGUUGAGCAAACUGGCCGAGACCACGGAUAAGGUCAAGCAAGGCUUCUGGGAAGAAUUCGAGACGCUACAGCAACAGGAGUGCAAACUUCUGUACAGCCGAAAAGAGGGCCAGAGGCAAGAAAAUAAAAACAAAAAUAGGUACAAAAACAUCCUGCCCUUUGAUCACACCAGGGUCGUCCUCCACGAUGGUGACCCCAAUGAGCCUGUGUCUGACUACAUCAACGCCAACAUCAUCAUGCCUGAAUUUGAAACCAAGUGCAACAAUUCAAAGCCCAAAAAGAGCUACAUUGCCACACAAGGCUGCCUGCAGAACACGGUGAACGACUUUUGGCGAAUGGUGUUCCAGGAGAACUCUCGAGUGAUUGUCAUGACGACGAAAGAAGUGGAGCGAGGGAAGAGCAAAUGUGUCAAGUACUGGCCGGACGAGUAUGCCCUCAAAGAGUAUGGGGUCAUGCGUGUCAGGAAUGUCAAAGAGAGUGCUGCUCAUGACUACACACUAAGAGAACUUAAACUCUCCAAGGUUGGACAAGCUCUACUCCAGGGGAAUACGGAGAGAACGGUCUGGCAAUACCACUUUCGGACCUGGCCGGACCACGGUGUGCCCAGUGACCCCGGGGGUGUGCUGGACUUCCUGGAGGAGGUCCACCACAAGCAGGAGAGCAUCGUGGAUGCAGGCCCCGUCGUGGUGCACUGCAGUGCUGGAAUUGGCCGGACAGGGACAUUCAUCGUGAUCGAUAUCCUUAUUGACAUCAUCAGAGAGAAAGGUGUUGACUGUGACAUCGACGUUCCCAAAACCAUUCAGAUGGUGCGGUCUCAGAGGUCAGGGAUGGUCCAGACCGAAGCCCAGUACCGGUUUAUCUACAUGGCUGUCCAGCAUUACAUCGAAACACUACAGCGCAGGAUCGAGGAAGAGCAGAAAAGCAAGAGGAAAGGGCACGAAUACACCAACAUUAAGUAUUCCCUAGCGGACCAGACAGGUGGCGAUCAGAGUCCUCUCCCGCCGUGCACACCCACGCCACCCUGUGCGGAAAUGAGAGAAGACAGUGCCAGAGUCUACGAGAACGUGGGCUUGAUGCAGCAGCAGAAGAGCUUCAGAUGAGGAGGGCCGCCGGGACUUGAGCACAGCGAAAGAUGUGGACUUUCAUCCUCCCCCUCGAUGAGGAACCAACGAGCAGGAGAGCUUUCUCGAAGGCUGAAUUUGGGGCCCAAGGCUUGUGCCUUGGCUCACCACCUUCUGACAAGCAGAAUUCGAAACCACUGUGUUCUGAUCCAGCCUUUCCUCAACUAAGAAGAACUCAUCUCUACAAUGUAGACAGUGCUGCAUUUUAUAGAAUUUUAUUUUACAUUGAGGAAGCAGUUAAACUGUGCUCUGUAUUUUGCCGAUCAUGGGGAUACAAAUUCUAGUUAUGAGAAAUUUCUUUUUCCUUUUAAUAACCUUAACCAUUUUGUUUUUUUGUUUUGUUUUUGUGGGGGAUGAAGGGGCACUUGUAAAAAGAAACGAUUUGGGAAAAUUAAGCAGCAACAUCCUUGAGAAGUGAGAAUGAUUUCACUCGCUGUCGCUUAUUGUCGUAAUGUGUUUUGUGUUGCCUGGCAGAAUCCUGUAGAGUGAUGAACAGAUUGAUUUCUUACAGCUCUGGAGUCCGGGCAGUCCAAGGUCCAGGGGCCACAUCUCUUGAGGGACCCUAGCUGCAUUGUAACUAGGCCAAAAGCAUCACAGCGAGACCAGAGGGAGAGGAGCGCAAGCAGGGAGGGAGGCAGAGCUUUGUAACCCAGCCCGGUGACGACAGGCCACCCCCAGCACUGUGGCACCAGGUCACACCUCGCAUGCACAGACUUCAGGGGCCAUCUGACCACCACGGCACUUGGCAGGCGGUAAUUCACUUUCGUGGCUUCUUUCUUCCCUCCUCCUCUCCCCCGAGGUCAGGCCAGUGUCGGAGACUCAGAAGUUGAUCACAGAGGUGGGCGAAGCAGGGUAACAGGUGUUUUCUUAGCAGGUGACCAGCAGCUGCUCAGCCAUUGUGAGGGGGUGGUGACGAGGAGAGGGGCACCCUGUUUCCUCUGCCUUUAGUGACAAUCUGGUGUUCAGAGAGCAGGCUGGGCUCAGUGACGCUGUCCUCUGUCUCGGCCACUCAUGUGACCAGCAGGUCGGCUGAGACGUGAGGUGGCCGCAGUCCUCAGGGUCCCUCCUCCCUGUGGUCUCUGUGCCACCUGCCAGGUGCGAGGGAAGCCUUGCACGUGGCACGUGUGGCCAGGCCCUCUUCAGACAUAAGGCAGACCUGCUGCAGCCCCUGCUGUGGCUCCCUGGUGACAGGCUUGUGAAGAAGGGGUGUGGUGGAGGCCAAGUGCGUGGGGUCCGGCCUGACACACGUGCGCAGCCAGUGAGUGCGAGCCGAGGCUGCUGUGACCGCGAGAAGCCGAAGCCGUUUGCAGUAGCUGGUGGAAGCCGCGAGUCAGGUGACAGAGGGACCGAGGGCCUUCCAGAAGCUUCUGAGCCAGCUCGGACAGGCCUGCACCUACUUUCUGAGCUGUCACUUGGGCAACUGGGAAGGAUGGAUGUGUAAGGGGGGCCAGAGCCUUUGAGAGGAGAUCGCCCACCUUCACGGCAUCUGUGGUCCUCGGCUGGGGUGACGCUUUCUUAACGUCCCUGGUGGUUGGCAGGCAGCGCUGGAGGAGCGGUUAGAACCAGGCCUCUUGUCAGGGUGAGUGGGCCCGUUUUAAUUUGAACCAGUGGGGUUUGCGAAUGUCUGCCUUAAGUGCCUUCUCCGAAGACUUCCCUCUCUGCCCGGCGUAGACUCAGUGUUCAGUGAACGAUUUCAGCGAAAACCGCGGGGCUGGCUUUGUAGUGAGAGUAGUGUGCAUGUGUCCCCCUUAGAUUCUUCUCACCUUGGCCUCUGCCCGAAGGACUGGGGCCACCUUCCACUCUGGAAAGCCUGAGGGAACUGGGGGUGCAGUGGCUGCCAUUGUCAAGGACAAAAUGUGUGUCGACUCCUCCCCCACCCGGAAGGGUGGCCUCCGGUGCCUCCUUGUUGGGGAGGCAGUGGUCCUGUCUUCUUGUCAGCCUGCAGGGGAGGAGACUCCAGGUCAGUGUGUGCAGUCAGGAUUCGGCAUCCUGCUCUUUGUGCUGUGUGUUCACAUUGAAUAAUGUAGGGGUUUGUGGUAAUGCUUUGACUGGACUUCGGGGGUAAAGCCUUUCACCAGCAUACAGGGGUUUGACUGGACAAACAGACGUGCACCCGUGUCUCUGCCUGGAGCCAGGGAGCGGUUGUGUUUGCUCUUGGAGUGGAAACGCCCUCACUUGGCCAGCUUUGUCACAGCACAUUGGUGCACCCCAGAGUCAGCAGAGCGUCCUGCUCUUCGUAACUGAUGCCAAGACCACACUCACCAGCGUCCAGGUUGCUAGGCCUGCUUUGGGUUUGGAAAGGUGGCAGCAGGUUUUGGGUGUGGUUGCUCUGUGUGUGGAAGAAUCGGGCAGUGGGACCGGGAGGAUAUGGUAGCUGGAGGUGCGGGGUCGAAGAAAGAGGGAAGUGGAAGUUCUAAAGAAGGGGUUCGUGAGGAUGUCGGAGGGCCUGGGGCCAGAGCAGGCAGCAGGAGGUGAGUCAGGGCACCUGGAAAACAGGUGUGCGUGGUCCCAUGUGGAAUUCCUCUGGGUUCUUAAAUGUGCACACUAUCCCGUAGCUGGCUGGCUAUUUUCCAAUUAAAAGCAUCGGAUUUUAUAUUUGGGGGUGAAGAAAUUAUCUGGCACAUGGUAGUGGGGUUUUUUUUGGGUCAGGUGUCAGGAGCCUUACUAGUUUUUUUGCUUUUAAAAGCCUGCUCGUGUCCAGUGUGUGGCUUUCACUGAAAUUCAUGACUUUUCCAACAUGGCAGAAUGGGGUGGGUGGCUCUGGUGGGACCUUCCUUGGUUUCCCUGCGUUCUUUACAGAGCCUGGUUGCUUUAUAAUAGCCAAGCAUAGGGUUGGGGUGCUUCUUAGUGAUUGAUUUAGUGGGAUUUUAAGAGCUGAUACAACCUCGGGUGGUUUCUAGGUCAGGAUGCGAUGUGUAGUGACGCGUGUAGAUCAGCCGUCCGCAAGGGCCCCUCAGGCCCCCUGCAGGCCCUGGUUCUGCGUGCUGGCGGGGAAGAGAGCUUGGCGUAGCACGCACGUGAGCCUCCCAGUUUCAAGAUGCGUUUCUGAGGGUCUGUGUUAGCCCUUAAUUCUGCUGAAAUCUUUUUCCUUCUCCCUCUUGAAAAACGAGUUCCCAAAUACAGUUAUUAUACCUUUCCUCACUAAGUCUGUUCCUUGAUCACUAUGGGCAGUUCACACAAGGCAGAACUAUCAAAUGGUUGGUUUUAGUGUGUUGUAUAACUUUGCUGUAUAUCAAACUAAUUUUUACAAGUUUUCAUCCUAAACCUCAAAUCAUGUAAUUAAUAAUUUGCCUGUUUAUUUAUGACCUAAUUGUGAUUCUUUCAUUAAUAAAAGCUAAUGGAAAAGGGCCCUUUAUUAAGCUGAUGACUAGACCUACAUUUAAUUUUCCUGCAGUGUAUGAAGAAGUGUUGUACCAGAGUAUUAAAAGAUAUGUAAUAUUUUAUUGAUAAAUCUAUCCUUUAAAAGGAAUACAUUUUAGGAUGUCAUCAUUUUGAUGUGAAUCAUGUAAAUGUUGAUAAUAUGCUGUUUAUUAUACAUGUAGUGUUUCAAGAGAUUCACUUAAUUGCCUUUUGCCCACAUAUAUUAUGUAGUUCCUUUGCAGUUGUUUUUUAGAAAGUGACGUUAAAGAUUAGUUUAUGUAGAGAAACAUUAGUGGAUGUUAUUUGCCUCCCUACCUGUAUUUAUGGGUGUUAGUUCAACUCCUUUGCUAGUUGCAAAGCUGUAUUAUCAGAGUAAAAGUGUAUUUGUAAACUGUAUGGAACUAAAAAUUAGGAAUAAAACCAUUUUCUUACAUUA
Cavia porcellus (domestic guinea pig) is the source of this 5820-nucleotide messenger RNA. It is a transcript of the gene Ptpn11, whose product is annotated as protein tyrosine phosphatase non-receptor type 11. Gene Ontology annotation, biological process: positive regulation of ERK1 and ERK2 cascade; protein dephosphorylation. The record is from RefSeq and is a predicted model, not a curated record. The coding region runs from base 210 to 2003 and encodes 597 amino acids. Gene Ontology annotation, cellular component: cytoplasm. The transcript is spliced from 16 exons. Lineage: Eukaryota; Metazoa; Chordata; Mammalia; Rodentia; Caviidae. Gene Ontology annotation, molecular function: non-membrane spanning protein tyrosine phosphatase activity; receptor tyrosine kinase binding; cell adhesion molecule binding.